AUGGCGAAAGGCAAGAAGGACGCAACAAGCGGCGGCGCGUCCGCGUUCCCGACGGGCCCGCCCCCCGUCUUCAGCAAGGACCACGUCGAGCGCGCAAACUUUGCCAUCCAGGCCAGCCUGUUCCUCGAGCAGCUCGCCCCGGCGUCGUCUUCUUCCGCCUCCUCGCCCUCGUCCUCGCUCCGCGCCCAACGCGACAGAAAGGGCAAGUACAAGGCCACCGAGCCGCCCCUUGCGGGAGACGCAGGCGCCGACUUUCCUCGCCUCGCGCGCGCCGAGCUGCGCGCAAUGAAGAAGUGGACCGAGCACAACCAGGUCAAGCGCGAUCCGUCUCUCAAGCGCUCGAUCUGCGCAGCGUGCAGUACCCUCCUCGUGCCCGGCCUGACGAGCCGCAUCCGGGUCAAGCCGAGCAAGACGCACGGCAACGUCACGACAGUCACUUGUCUCGCGUGCUCGGCGCACUCGGCCAUCCCUGCCCCGCCUGGCGUCCCGCCUGAGGACGGCGUCGACGGCCCGGUGCGCGCGAAGUGUAGGGCCAAGAUGCGCCGCGUCCGCGCACCGUUCCACCAGCGCGAGAUGGUGCCUCCGAAGGCCGCAGAGCCUGCUGCCGCCGCCACCGCCGCUGCUGCCGAUGGGGACGUCGAGAUGGGAGACGGUGCUGCGCCCAAGGCCGCGCCGCUGGAGACCAAGCCAUCCGGACAUACCGUUUGGGCGGGCGACAAGCGUGUCGAGGGCUGGGGUGUCGCCCAGACCACGACCACCAGCUAG
Messenger RNA from Vanrija pseudolonga, 765 nucleotides. It is a transcript of the gene rnp4, whose product is annotated as Ribonuclease P protein component 4. The transcript has 3 exons. Lineage: Eukaryota; Fungi; Basidiomycota; Tremellomycetes; Trichosporonales; Trichosporonaceae. The record is from RefSeq and is a predicted model, not a curated record. Gene Ontology annotation, cellular component: nucleolar ribonuclease P complex. Gene Ontology annotation, biological process: tRNA processing. The coding region runs from base 1 to 765 and encodes 254 amino acids.